GCUUAUUCUGUCUGGCUGCCAUCCUUUAGCAGGAUGCUGGGGACACUGGGGCUUUGGACUCUGCUUCCUGCAGUUGCACAAGUGUCCCCAAACAGGAGGACAUGUGUGUUCUUUGAGGCUCCUGGAGUAAGGGGAAGCACAAAGACACUGGGGGAAGUGCUAGAUGCAAGACCAGGGACCCCCAAGAGUAUCCGCUGCCUCUAUAGUCACUGCUGCUUUGGCAUCUGGAAUCUGACUCAUGGCCGGGCACACGUGGAGAUGCAAGGAUGUCGAGACAGUGAUGAGCCAGGCUGUGAGUCCCUGCACUGUGACCCAAUCCCCCGAGCCCACCCCCGCUUGGGCUCUACUCUCUUCACAUGCUCCUGUGGAACUGACUUCUGUAAUGCCAAUUACAGCCAUCUGCCUCCUUCAGGGGACCCAGGGGCUCCUGGCCCCCAGGAUCCCCAGUCUACCUCAGGUGGGCCCGUCUGGAUGGCACUGCUGCUGCUGGGGAUGUUCCUCGCGCUGCUGAUGUGUAGCGUCAUCCUGGCCCUGCUACAACGAAAGACCUGCGGAGAGCACGGUGGGUCAGACCCCGAGCCAGGCGCAGGCAGAGACUGUGGAGACUGUGAGGAACUGCCCGAGCUGGCUGAGCUGUGCUUCUCCCAGGUGAUCCAAGAAGGAGGGCAUGCAGUCGUCUGGGCCGGGAGGCUUCAGGGUAAGAUGGUAGCCAUCAAGGCCUUUCCCCCAAGGGCUGUGGCCCAGUUCCGAGCUGAGCGAGCUGUGUACCAGCUGCCGGGCCUACAACACGACCACAUCGUGCGCUUUAUCACGGCUGGCCAGGGGAGCCCUGGCCCUCUGCCAUCUGUGCCUUUGCUGGUUCUGGAACUGUAUCCUAAGGGUUCCCUGUGCCACUACUUGACUCAGUACACCAGUGACUGGGGAAGUUCCUUGAGGAUGGCUCUGUCCCUGGCUGAGGGCCUGGCAUUUCUCCAUGAGGAGCGCUGGCAGGAUGGUCAAUAUAAACCAGGUAUUGCCCACCGAGACUUGAGCAGCCAGAAUGUGCUCGUUCGGGAAGAUAGGUCAUGUGCCAUUGGCGACUUGGGCCUUGCUUUGGUGCUCCCUGGCCUUGCCCAGCCCCCUGCCUCAGGCCCUACUCAACCCAGAGGCCCAGCUGUCAUUUUGGAGGCUGGCACCCAGAGGUACAUGGCUCCGGAGCUCUUGGACAGGACUCUCGACCUACAGGACUGGGGCACAGCCCUUCAGAGAGCAGAUAUUUACUCCCUAGCUCUGCUCUUGUGGGAGAUCCUGAGCCGCUGUUCUGAUCUGAGGCCUGACCGCAGACCACCACCUUUUCAACUGGCCUAUGAGGCGGAACUGGGCAGCAAUCCCAGUGCCUGUGAGCUCUGGGCCUUGGCAGUAGAGGAGAGGCGGCGCCCCCGCAUCCCAUCCACCUGGAGCUGCCCCACCACAGACCCCGAGGGGCUGAGGGAGCUGCUAGAAGACUGCUGGGAUGCAGACCCGGAAGCACGGCUGACGGCCAAGUGUGUGCAGCAGCGCCUGGCAGCCCUGGCUUACCCGCAGAUGGCUUCUUCCUUACCAGAGCACUGUCCUUCAGCACCGGCCUCUGCCCCUCUCCCCUGCAGGCCUCAGCAGGCUUCCUGCCACCUCAGUGUUCAGCAAGGCCCUGGCUCCAGGAGUCCUCAGCCUGUCAGUACUAGUGUUCGUGUGUAAAUGAGCAGUUUGUAUGAACGCUUAAUACAGCUAACAUACGUGCGGUGACCACACACC
Molecule: messenger RNA, 1770 nt
Organism: Microtus oregoni (creeping vole)
Lineage: Eukaryota; Metazoa; Chordata; Mammalia; Rodentia; Cricetidae
Product: anti-Muellerian hormone type-2 receptor
Exons: 11
Coding region: 34-1713 (559 amino acids)
Biological process (GO): protein phosphorylation; BMP signaling pathway; cellular response to growth factor stimulus
Cellular component (GO): signaling receptor complex; plasma membrane
Molecular function (GO): transforming growth factor beta receptor activity; ATP binding
Source: RefSeq, a predicted model, not a curated record